Vespa crabro (European hornet) is the source of this 1545-nucleotide messenger RNA. RefSeq lists its product as uncharacterized. The record is from RefSeq and is a predicted model, not a curated record. Lineage: Eukaryota; Metazoa; Arthropoda; Insecta; Hymenoptera; Vespidae. Bases 284 to 1537 code for a protein of 417 amino acids. The transcript has 8 exons.
CAAGGCGCGAGCAUAAUAUUCAAAUUUUAGCAAUUGAAAAUUGAAAAAAAGAAUCUACAUUGAUUUCUUCUCUAUUUUAUUUUUUAUUUAAAUAAUAAUUAUCUUCGAAUAUUUGAUCGUCUUUUGUUCGUUUUAGUUUUUAAUUUUAUUGACGUCUUAUGUUCAAGACCGAUCAAAGAAAAUGUUAAGUUUGACGUAUUCCUGGAUUUCAUUAUCCAUUAUUUUAACAUAAUUAAGAUCAGUUUUGUGAAAGAGAUAAAGAAAAGAAAUCUUGAUAGUUAAAAUGUCAGAAGAAUUGGACAACGACGGGACAUUAAAAUCUCAAGAAUUUGGCCCACCGAAAUCGUUACAAAAAAUGGAGAAUGCAGACAUCUUGUGGAAAAUGAUAACAAAAAGAUUUCCAAAUGCUGCGCCACUUCUUUGCGAGAUGGAAGCUGUUAUUGAUCGUGCAGAUGAUCUUUUACGACAGCUCAGAAGACCUUACGGCAGAUCAGUUGAAGUAUCGAGUUUAAACAAUUUCGCGGAUUCCGGUGAAUCCGACGAAGUUAUUUCAUUGAUUUGCGAUGAAUCUUUUCCAGAAGAUGCUGAAGUUUUUGAAGAUGUAGCAAUCAUGACGAACACAGUCGAAACACAAAUUUCGAAAAGCAGUAUCACCACCGUCGAUACAGAUUUUGACUCCAUUUUGUCUAAUCAACCGUCUUCCUUGAUUGGCCAAAAAUCAAAUAACUCAAAAGACGAUUUAAAAGAGGAAGAAAAUGGAAAGGAAAAGAACGUUGACGAAUGUAAAAAUGAAGAAAACGUACAAGAACAAAUAGAAUCUACGUCGAAUUCGAAAAAAAUUUUCGAAAAAAUCCAAGAGAAUGAAAAGAAACAUUCUUCGGGAGAUUGGAAUGAGAAUAUAAACGUAGAAAAUCAUUCUUCUACUAUAAACGAUACAGAAGAGAUGGAAAUCUAUAAAAAUGUUGAAAUAACUGGCAUAUACAAAAGAGAUAAAAUAAUAACAUUCUCUGGCGAUGAAAAUAUUAAUAAGAGAACACCAUGGGAUAUUCUCGAGGAGUAUGCUAAUCAAUGUAACAUAAAUGUUGAUUAUCAUUGUGAGAAAAAUAAAUGCAAUCGUUUUGUGAUUAGCGGGAAAUUAUCAGAAUUUUCUGCAACCGGCUGUGGAGAUACAGAAGAUCUGGCUAAAAACAAUAUAGCCAAAAAAAUAUUGCAAAAUAUAGCUGAUCAUCAGAUGAACGACAAAGAGAUGAAACAAUUGUUGGAAUUAUCUCGAGAACAGAUAUUGGAAAUAAUUAAUUUUGGGAACGACGAUACAAUUGAGACGCCUUUACGAAAAGUUUACAUGCUUUGUAUAAAAAAAGGAGGAUCUGCACCAAGAUAUAUAACCGAAAGGGAAUACAAGCAUCAAGGUGUGAAGUGUGUAGCUAAAUGCAUAGCUUUGAAUCAUGUAGUUGAAGGAGAAGGAGUGAGCCGUCAUAAUGCGAAAAAGGCUGCUGCUGAACAAUUUUAUCAAAAAUAUUCCGAUAACGGGAUAUAAGAAACAAA